This is a messenger RNA of Darwinula stevensoni, 201 nucleotides long. The record is from the annotation of a GenBank genome assembly. Lineage: Eukaryota; Metazoa; Arthropoda; Ostracoda; Podocopida; Darwinulidae.
AUGGCAGGGACGACAUACAUCUAUUACGUUUGGACAGCGGGAAAGGGGAUCAAGGUACGGACGACAUGGAGUAUUCGGAAGAAAUCCAGUCGAAACUUGAGCAGUGCCCUCAAAGUACCGGCUCUUUCUUACCUUUUGGAUCAGCCCUCCCAAAUGCUUCCCCCGACCGCCACUCUCAGGAGCAACCAUUGCCAAACAUAA